Tricharina praecox is the source of this 2215-nucleotide messenger RNA. RefSeq lists its product as uncharacterized. The transcript is spliced from 2 exons. The coding region runs from base 243 to 1961 and encodes 572 amino acids. The record is from RefSeq and is a predicted model, not a curated record. NCBI's taxonomy places the organism in Eukaryota, Fungi, Ascomycota, Pezizomycetes, Pezizales, Pyronemataceae. Gene Ontology annotation, molecular function: catalytic activity.
CGGAUUCGUCCUCGUCAAGUCACUCCGUCCCCCUGCCCUGUCCCGGGUCCGUUCUCGCCAAUUCACUUCACGUGUCCCCAGGCACCCCGAAGCGAGCAAGGCAGGAACGAACGCAAAGAUCACUCCACCCGUCGGUCGCUACAAUUUCACCAUCGACGUCGAAGGGAAGGCCAGUUUCCUGACGUGGCCUAGCCAAACCUGUGCCUGGCCCAGGGAACCGUGGGCCCAUAUCAGCGCAUUCCAUGCAACGCAUCUCAACGGCCAUUGUCACCUCCGCUGUUUUGGUCUCGCCACUUUGGGCUCGAAGCGAGCACGCAGAGCUGCUGAAAACUCUCGCCUUCAUCGCAUCGCUGGUCUUUAACAUCCCCAUCACGCCCGCGCAGCUGCGAACGUACACGUAUACGCAUACGCUGAAUCCGAUGGACCCCCUGCGUCAUCCCAUGAUGCGGCCGAAAACUCGCACAUCCUCCAUCGUGUCCGUGGUGAUGGACAAAUACAUCUCGGCACUGUCCUCGCACAACCUCGGGCUGACCGAGCACCACCGCGAGAUCAUCACUGGUUUCCUGUCGACGCUGGUGGCAUGCGACAACCUGUCAGAGACUGUCCUUCCACCCGCAGAUCUGCUCACGAUGAGCACACCAACCGCUUUCCACGUUGGCACGGGGCUCACGGUCACGAAGACCAUCGCCGCCGCUAUAGCUAACGCAAAACACUCUGUUCUCUUCAGUACAUGCUUCUGGGCCGAAUCGCAAAGCCGCGAGGUGCUGGCCGAGGCGCUGCGGGACCUCUCGCACCGGGCCUUGGCGAAUAUCGCGGGGAGGAAGGUAGUGGUGAGAAUCGGCUUCUCGUCUUCGUCCGCCGCACAGAAGUUAUUCCACACCAGCUCUCCACAAGGGAAAACGCAUCUGCCAAGUACGUGGGCCACCAUGGGAUUGCCUGGGCCAGAGGAGUUGCUGGGACUGGAUAUGAGCGUGAAGAGCAUAUUCUUCCUUCCGUUCAGUGUGCUCCACAGCAAAUUUUGCAUCGUCGACGGCCACACGUUGUUUCUGCCCUCGGCCAAUAUCAGCUGGGAAACAUGGCUGGAACAGUGCACAACACUCACCGGCCCCAUCGUUACCGCAUUCACGCAAUUCUGGCAGCAGAUCUGGGCGGGCUCGAACGUACUCGCGCUCCCACCACCAGCAGACUCCCCCGAUCCCCCUCCACCAACAUCAAAAACCUACCCAACCAUCUUCCUCCCACAUCCACACCACCGAAACCCCUCGUUCCGCCCUUCGCUCCCCCUAAAAGCCCUCUGCUUCCCCAGCGCUCCACCGCCACUCCCACCCAGCACCCCUCAAAACACCUUCCUCCUCCACGCCCUGAACUGCGCCACCACCAACGUCUACUUACACACCCCGAACCUAACAUCCCAACCGCUCCUGCACGCGCUCGAGGCCGCUCUCGCCCGCGGCGUAAACAUCGACAUCGUCACGUGCCGGGGCAUGAUGUUCAUCGAGCAGCUAGUGACGACGGCGGGCACCGCCACAACCGAGGGGUGCAUGCGCUCCCUCAUCAAGGCUGACGAAUCCCUGCGCGCGGGGCGCGGCUACGUCGCGCGGCAGCAACGCGUAUCCAAAGGCCUGCUGGGGAUAUGGUACUACACGGGCGCAUCGACGAGCCGGUCGCCACCGGCCCACCCCGCCGAGGACGCAGUGCAGAGCCACGUCAAGGCCAUGAUUUUCGACGCGGAGAUCACGGUGCUUGGCAGUGCGAACGGUGACAGAGCGAGUUGGUAUACGUCCCAGGAAGUCAAUGUCGCUGUCUUUGGGAAGGAGUUUGCGAGAGAUACCAGGAGGGAGCUGGUUAAGGCCCUCGGGGGGAGGGUCGAGAGGGUCGUCGGCGUCGCCGGGCUGCUAGAGGAGGCCGUUGGGACUAAGGCCGCGCCUGCGGCGGAGACGAUGGUGGCUGAGAUGGCGUAGGUGCUGGUGGGGGAUUAGGUGGGGGAUUGGGUGAAUGGAUUGUGUUUUACGGCUGCGGGUUCGGCGUUGAGUUUGCGUUUGUGGGUUGUUUGAUGGGGGUUAUGUACAAUACGUUCUGUUUGUUUGGUGCGGUGGGUAAGUGCAAUACCUAUGUUUUUACCUGGUAGAUGGAGGGCUGUGGGAUAUACAAGUCUCGGUGCUGUGGACUGGUGGGCGGCAGUGGUGAAUUAGGAAUUGAUAUCAAAAGUCUGCAC